This is a messenger RNA of Penaeus indicus, 432 nucleotides long. Its product is annotated as zinc finger protein 257-like. The transcript is spliced from 2 exons. Lineage: Eukaryota; Metazoa; Arthropoda; Malacostraca; Decapoda; Penaeidae. The record is from RefSeq and is a predicted model, not a curated record. Bases 1 to 432 code for a protein of 143 amino acids.
AUGCGUCCGCCCUUGAUGUGUCCUGUGUGCCGUAAGGUCUUCCAGGGCAGGAACCGCCGCCAACACCUGAGUCACCACAUCAAGACACAUACGGGCGAGAAGCCACACAUGUGUCCCUUCUGCGCCCACAGAACCAGUCGCAGAGACCAUUUACGAGAACAUAUAAGAAGCAUUCAUGGGGUGGAUGUGGCCCUCUCCACCAUGUCUCAGCAUGACAUCCCAGUGGGCAUGUCGCUCGGCACAAAGGUCCCCAAAGUAUGCCCAGUAUGCGGCAAGUUGUUCAACGGGCGCAACAAGCAGCAGCACCUUCACUACCACAUGAUGACACAUACAGGAGAGAAGCCCUUUCACUGCCCUCACUGCCCCCACCGUGCGAACCGCCUCAGUAACUUGAAGAUCCACAUCAAAACAAAGCAUGGGACUCCAAACUAA